UCCUGGCCGGUUCUGCCUCGCGUGCUCGCAGUUGGACCGUUCGUGGACCGGACCGAGCUUAGAUACUGGCAUCUGUCGAUCUUCAUUUUUCGUUUCGCACUUUAAAAUUGAAUUUGCCCGAAAGGAAAAUCUGUAGCUAACUUUUAGAACUACCAAGUGAUAUAUUUGGCAGGUGUCGCAUUGGGAAGAAGGCACACUACGCGGAGGCAACUCGUUUUAUGUACGAGUCUGUCAACGUCAACUAACGGUAACGGUCACAAAAAGGUUAUCUGAAAGCUGGUAGCGCUGAGGGGUGACAGAGAUGACAGAAGAGCUCGAGCAGAUUCUUUCGCAGCUCACACAGCCUGAUAAUGCAAUUAUUCAGCAGGCCACAGCCCAGCUGAAACAGGCGUUCAAAGACCCAGCUAUUAUUCCAGGCUUGUGUGCGGUCAUGAGUGGCUCCCAAAACCCUCAGAUCCGUCAGUCAGCUGCAGUGAUGCUGAGGCUGAGGGUGAAGAAACACUGGAAGAAGAUCAGCCCUAAUGACAGAGAGAGUCUGAAGGCAGUGGUGCUGCAGGCUUUCAUGCAGGAAACCGAGCACACGGUGCAGCAUUCACUCUCCCAGCUGUGCGCUGUAAUGGUUAAACAUGAGACACCAGACCGUUGGCCUGCCCUGCUCCAGCUUCUCAAUCAGUCCACCAAGAGCGGCAACCCUCAUGACAGACAGGUUGGUCUCCUGCUGCUGAACAAGGUGAUCGAAUCCAACCCUGAGCCUUUCAAGCCCCACUACUGCCAGCUGCUGCAGCUGCUUCGUAGUGUGCUGGAAGACCACAACAACCCUACAGCUCUGUACUAUUGCAUCCUCACCCUCACAGCCAUAACAGCAUUCACUGGCACAGAAGAGAUGCACCUGAUGCGUUCCAUCCUCCCAAAUCUGAUUGUUGCCCUGAAAUGCCUCAUCAAGGCUGAUGAGAACCAAGCCAGUGAGGCCAUGGAGGUGUUUAAUGAGCUCAUGGAGAGUGAGGUGUCCAUUAUCGUCCCACAUGUUGCUGACGUCGUCCGCUUCUUCUUGGAGGUCGGCAGUGACACCAAUCUGAGUGACUCUCUGCGAGUGAAAGCGCUCUCUUGCGUCACCUUCCUCAUCAAGUUGAAGAGUAAGACGGUGCUGAAGCAGAAGCUCCUGAACCCAAUCCUGCAGGCCAUUUUCCCUAUACUGACUGCAGCUCCACCUCCUGGUGAGCAGGACCCAGAAGAUGAAGAGGACGACAGUGGAGAUGGAACAGAUAAUGAAAGUCCCAAACACUGUGCUGCUCAGAUUAUUGACACUAUGGCUCUUCAUAUGCCUCCAGAGAAACUGUUCCAACAACUGAUGCCCCUUACUCAGACCUGCCUUGCCAGUGAAAAUCCAUAUCAGAGGAAGGGAGGCCUCAUGUGUCUUGCUGUGCUGGCUGAAGGGUGUGCAGACCACAUACGCACAAAGAUGUUAAAAUCAGUGCUGCAAACAGUAUGUCAGAGUCUUUCAGACAGCAGUGAGGUGGUGCGCAGUGCAGGCCUUUUUGCCCUUGGACAAUUCUCUGAACAUUUACAGCCUGAAGUGAGCACGUAUUGUUCAGAAUUGAUGCCUUUGUUGCUGGGAUACCUUUCAUCGUUGAACCAGGCCAAGAUUGGCCACGUCACGAAAGCGUUUUACGCCCUAGAGAACUUCAUGGAGAACCUAGGAGCUGAUAUUGAGCCCUAUCUGCCCACUCUGAUGGAGACGAUGCUUUCUGCUCUGAACAACACUGAUAACCCCAAGAUAAAAGAACUGGCGGUGUCUGCUAUCGGUGCCAUAGCAAAUGCUGCCAAGGAGCUGCUGGUUCCCUACUUCACCCCAGUUAUUGAAAGUUUGAAGGGCUUCCUGACCACCACCACAGAGGAAAUGAGGUCUCUACAAACUCAGUCUUUGGAUACUCUCUCUGUUCUGGCCCGCACCAUUGGCAAAGAUGUCUUCAGUCCUCUUGCUGCUGAGUGUGUUCAACUGGGCCUCAACCUCACCGACACCAUUGAUGACCCUGACCUAAGACGCUGCACGUACAGCCUCUACUCUGCUGUAUCCAUAGUCACCCCUGACUGCCUGACUCCUCACCUCACUGCCAUAACAACUGUAAUGCUGUAUGCCCUGAAGUCCAGUGAAGGCGUCACGGCACACCUUGAGGAGGACAAGACGUUUGUUCUGCUGGACGAUGAUGAUGAUGACGACGAAAAUGAGGAAAAAGAUACAGAGGAUUUUUUGGAAGAUGACAAAGGGACAGAUGUCCAUGAUGUGACUGGGUUCAGUGUGGAGAAUGCCUACAUUGACGAAAAGGAGGAUGCCUGCGAGGCACUAGGAGAGAUUGCCUUCAAUGCUGGUGUUGCCUUCCAGCCCUUCCUGGAGUCCAGCUUCCAGCAGGUUUAUGAGAUGAGAGAUUUUCCCCAUGAGGAUGUUCGCCGGGCAGCGUUUGGAGCCAUGGGGCAGUUUUGCCGAGCUCAGCACAAAGUGUGGAAGGAGAAUCCCACUGAGGCCAACCACCAGGCCCUGUUGAAGUUGUUGGAUAUAGUGGUUCCCUGCUUUUUGGAAACGGUGCGAACAGAGCCCGAGCGUCAUGUUGUGAUGGGUGUCUUGGAAAGCAUGAAUAGUGUCAUCAAGUCCUGCAAAGAGGAGGUUUUCAAAAACCCUUCACGCCUGAAGGAGAUCAGCCAUGCCAUCCGCGAUGUGCUCAAGAAAAAGACCCCGUGUCAGGACAGUGGUGGUGAUGAAGUUGAUGAUGAAGACCAACAGGCAGAGUAUGAUGCCAUGCUCCAGGAGUUUGCAGGGGAGGGAAUCCCCUUGGUGGCCGCCUCUGUUCCUGCAGACAACUUUUUCCCUUUCCUCAAUGACCUGUUGCCUUUCAUCAUGAACAAAGCCAAAUCCUCGUGCACGGUGGCAGACCGGUCCUUCUCUGUGGGCACCAUUGCAGAAAUCCUCCAUGCUCUCAUGAGCGUGUCUGGGGGGCGGGGAGUGGCAGGCCGCCUGUCCAAUCGCUUGCUUCCUGUACUGGUAGCUGGAGCGAAGGACAGUGACCCUGAGGUUCGGAACAACAGCGUGUUUGGACUGGGAUGCCUGGCUCAGGCAGCUGGACCCAUCGUUGUAUCAGACUAUCCCAUGAUGCUGUCUGUGUUUUCCAACCUGCUGUCCAAGGAAUCUGACCUCAGGGUAAUUGAUAACCUGUGUGCUGCCCUCUGCAGGAUGAUCAUGAGCAAUGUGGAUGCUGUCCCUCUGGAACAGGUGUUGCCAGCUUUGGUGGCUCGUCUCCCGCUCAAAGAGGACCAAGAAGAGAACAAUACAGUGUUCAGCUGCCUGGCUAUGCUCUACACACACAGCCCUGCUCUGGUAGUGAAUUUAAUGAAACCCAUAGUUGCUGCUUCCAGUCAUGUCCUAGGCAACAAGGAUGUUGAUAAAGAAAGCCAGAACAUUUCAGUAGCACUCAUGCAAAAGUUUGCCCAGAACCACAGUGCUGAGUUCCAAGCAGCUGUGACCUCACUUCCUGCAGAGCAGAGGGAUAGUCUCAGCGCAGCCAUCAGUGCCUCAUAGCCCACACACACAGAUACAUCCUUCCACUCAACAACCAGAAAAAUUAUACUGUAGGUGGAAAAUGGGACAGUUGUGUGUCAUGUUUCAGCUGAAUGAGUGCAGCACUUCAGCGAUUCUUCAAAAGUUAUUAUUACAUUCAGCAGCUCUUCUUUUUAAUUUAUUUACUAACAUGCAUGCCGUGUUUACAUUUUCUUAUGUUAGGAGUUCCGGUUCACCAUCCUGUGUUUUGUAUUUUGAUUUCCUGCUUUACUAUAAAUCAGUCAAUUUAACCUGUGGAGAAACAUGUGUGUUCUUGCUCCUUUGAACUGCCUUAUUCAGAGAUUUCUUAAUGUUUGUACACAUGCUGAGUUAUUAGUUUUGAAAACAGUUACUUUACCUUUAGUACUCUGCUGAUGCUCAGAAAUACAACCUGUGACCUUACAGAGCCCAAAAACCUAUCACAAAACACAAAUUAACAAGGACAGAAGCUUUUUACAAAUGCUUCAGCAAUGUAAUUCUAACAAGUUAUGCAAUGUCAGUUCAGAAGUAUUUAUCACUAAA
Messenger RNA from Pelmatolapia mariae (spotted tilapia), 4108 nucleotides. It is a transcript of the gene ipo4, whose product is annotated as importin 4. Gene Ontology annotation, molecular function: nuclear import signal receptor activity; small GTPase binding. Gene Ontology annotation, biological process: protein import into nucleus. Lineage: Eukaryota; Metazoa; Chordata; Actinopteri; Cichliformes; Cichlidae. The record is from RefSeq and is a predicted model, not a curated record. Gene Ontology annotation, cellular component: cytoplasm; nucleus. Bases 302 to 3568 code for a protein of 1088 amino acids. The transcript is spliced from 30 exons.